Numida meleagris (helmeted guineafowl) is the source of this 2257-nucleotide messenger RNA. RefSeq names its product interleukin 13 receptor subunit alpha 2 (gene IL13RA2). Gene Ontology annotation, cellular component: external side of plasma membrane. The transcript has 10 exons. Bases 390 to 1751 code for a protein of 453 amino acids. Lineage: Eukaryota; Metazoa; Chordata; Aves; Galliformes; Numididae. Gene Ontology annotation, molecular function: protein binding; cytokine receptor activity. The record is from RefSeq and is a predicted model, not a curated record. Gene Ontology annotation, biological process: cytokine-mediated signaling pathway.
GCAGGGGAGUUGAAACUCGAUCAUCUUUGAGGUCAUUUUCAACCCAGGCCAUUCUAUGAUUCAGGGCUGCCCUUGCAGGACCUCAGUUGGACCACGUAGGCUAUGCGUGGGGGUGAUGCUUGUAGGUGCUGGUGACAGCCUGCACUGAUUCUGAGGUUUGUUUUUCAUUGUAAUGAAUCACCAAAAUGUUUGAAACACACCUCUGACCCGCCGAGCUCAGUUACAGCAACAGUUAGCACCUACACUUCAUAAAUGCUGGCAGUGUCCUCGCCAGCUGCCGGCUUAACAAGGCCCCUGAUUGUGUGGGACAUGCCAUAACACUGCAAUGUGAUAUCUGAUCCCUAAGUUGAACAGACUGAGCUCUAUAAAAACCUCCACUGCUAUAAGAAAUGCGAAGUUCUGAGCAGAGCAGCCUCGGGGCUGCGAGGAGCUCGGUGCUUGGAGGCAGAGGUCCAGAGGGAAUUCCGGGGCCCCACCGCGGCGAUAGAGCCGCUCACCGCCGCCGCGCUGCUCCAGCGAUGCUGUGCCGAACGGCUCCUCCAGCGCCGGCCAUGGCUCUGCAGCGGAUCUCCCUCCUCUCCCUGGUGCUGGCGUGGGGCUGCGUGGCCUCCUCCUCCCCCCGGCACACAGCAGUCGCUCCUCCCCGAGACCUUCAGAUCACCGAUCCCGGGCUUUUGGGUCCUCUCGAUAUAGAGUGGAAACCUCCACCCGACGUACAAACCUUCAAUAAGUGCACGGUGAAAUACAAGUGCGAGUACCGCAACGCUGGCGACAGGGACUGGGAGGUUAUUUUUACUAGGAAACUAAAACUCAGAGUUGGAUUUGACCUCAGCAGGACUGCUGAAGUGAAGGUCCAGACCCUGCUCAAAGGAUGGUGUACCGAUGAUGUGGAGGUUCAGAGCGAAUGGGUUUAUGCCACCUUUCAGGUCCCACUGCAAGGGAAACUGGAAUCUAAGGUUCAGAAUUUUCACUGCGUCUAUCAUGACUGGGAAUACCUCAAGUGCACAUGGCAACCAGGUCUCCUCGCUCCUCGUGGUGUAAAUUAUGGACUAUACUAUUGGUAUCAGGGUCUGGAGCACACGGUGCAGUGCAACGACUACAUCCAGGAUCACGGUGUAAACAUCGGCUGCAUGCUGCAAAACCUGAGCCAGGCAGAAUACAAAGAUCUGAGCAUCUGUGUCAACGGGUCGGUGGCAGCCACCUCACUGAGACCACUGUAUGCCACCCUGCGCCUUCACAACCUGGCCAAGCCCUCGCCCCCCCAGCAGCUGGUGGUCUCCAUGUCUGCGGCCGAGGAGCUCCGCGUGGCGUGGAGCCCGCCCGGCGGCCAAACACCGCCCCAGUGCCUGGAGUACGAGGUGCAGCUGGCGGAGGAGCAGGGAGAAGCCAAGGCUGCCUGGGCGUCUGUGUCCACACAAGUGGAGACCGCUUUCGCCAUCUCCAGAGCAAACCAGAGCCGCGUUUCUUGUGUCCGCGUCAGAGGGAGAACAAACAAUUUCUGUGCUGAUGAGGGCUUCUGGAGCGAAUGGACGCAGGAGUGUUUCUCUGUAUCCAGAAAAGAAGUCGAGCAGCUAUUUAUCCUCCUUCCAGUCAUUCUGGGGUUGUCAAGUAGCCUCUUAAUAUUUAUGUUGAUUGGCCAGUGCAAGAAAAGGAAACAGCUUUACAAGUGUGACUAUUUCUGCCUCACAACAAGCCAUAAAAGCAGCAAGGACUCAAAUCCCGGUCACGUGAACCCAGACUGCUCCCGUUAAAUGCAGCAAAGUUACUCACAUGUAAAGCAGUGGAAAUAAUACCAUUAUCUUGCCCCAAAGUUUAGAUGCUAGUGAUAAACAUGUGGCAAGUAAAUGCUUCCUGCAUUGGCACCGUGACGUGGCAAUGUGUGAUGGGGAUGCCACCAUGCACCUCGGUGCUGGCAGUGACCUUCUGUUCCCAUUGCAGAUCCCCAGCAGGAAAACCACUGCACACGGUGGGAUGCUAACUGUGCCCGUGACUGCUGUUCUGCUGCUGUGUUUGAUGGGCUGCUCUCACAACAUCAUCCCAAGGACAGCCAAGAAGCCCGGAGCUUUCUAGGCCAGCGUGGGUCUUCCCCGCCACGUGCCAGGCUGGUAGUCACAAUGCAAUCCUCAACGGGCCCAGGAAAACACGGGAGGAGCUGUAAACUGACUGCAGCAAACUGUUUCUAAUAACAAGGCAAAGGGGAAAAAGGAGGCGUGGAAAUUGUGAUGAAUAAAGAUAACGCGUUGCUCUGGGGGUUCUA